AUGAUGCUCAAGAUCACCAAGCGAUUUCGUUUCUCCGAUUUUGAUAAGUAUAGAAAGGGGAAUGGAAAGAAGUUCUCCAAGGCGUUCAAGGACAUGGUGGCUUCUUGUCUAGACCAAGAUCCUUCCAAAAGACCCACAGUGAUAAGUUGCUUGAAACACCCCUUCUUUAAAAGCCAUGAGGGGGAGCAUGAUGAUGAUGAUGAUGAAGAAGACCCUGCCAUGCUGGUGAAGGAGAGAAGGAUCAGCGGGUGGAACUUCAACCAAGACGGGUUGGAGCUUGAUCCUGUGUUCCCAAACGAUGAUGCGGUGGCAAAAGAGGUUGCGUUUGGAAGGGAAGCGGGUACCCAACAAAUGGGGGAGCAUGUUUAUGUUGGUGGUGGUGCAGCAGCAGCAAGCAUAGCGGGUGGUGGUGGCGUGAAGAAGGAAAAGAUGUUGGCGUGA
This is a messenger RNA of Sphenostylis stenocarpa, 441 nucleotides long. The record is from the annotation of a GenBank genome assembly. NCBI's taxonomy places the organism in Eukaryota, Viridiplantae, Streptophyta, Magnoliopsida, Fabales, Fabaceae.